Molecule: messenger RNA, 1497 nt
Organism: Humulus lupulus (European hop)
Lineage: Eukaryota; Viridiplantae; Streptophyta; Magnoliopsida; Rosales; Cannabaceae
Exons: 7
Coding region: 1-1497 (498 amino acids)
Molecular function (GO): zinc ion binding
Source: RefSeq, a predicted model, not a curated record
AUGAGGGAUGAGUUGAAAGACAAUUUUGGCAUUGAAGCCACUAACAAACAACUAUGGAAAGCUAGACAGAAAGCAAGAGGAGAUGUGGGAGGUGGUUAUGUACACUCUUAUGCAAAUUUAAGACAAUAUGCUAUUAUGGUUCAUAACACUAAUCCCAGAAAUGCUGCUAUUGUACAGAGCCAGCUGGUGUCAAUCAUGAGUGAGGAAGAAGGAAGAAUGCAGCCACAGUUCAAGCGUAUUUUCAUAUGUUAUGAAGGGGUCAAAAAAAGUUGGCAUUGGUUUUUAGAGAAAUUAAUCGAAGAAAUUGGGGAAACGGCCAAUGGUCAUCCAUGGUGUAUCAUGAGUGAUAGACAAAAGGGUUUGAUUGAGGCUGUGGCAGCCAUCCCAAAUGCAGAACAUCGUUAUUGUUGUUUUUAUAUCGAGAACAACAUGAUAAAAAAGUUUGGGACGUCACAACUUAGAGGCAUGUUUUGGGCAGCAGUUAAGACAACGAAUUUGGACAAUUUUAAGCAUAUAAUGGUCAUGAUAAAGCAAUUCAAUAUAGAGGCACAUGAGUGGUUGUCAAAUAUAGACUUUGGCCAUUGGACUUUGAGCAAGUUUGACACAAGAGCAAAGGUUGAACACCUCACAAACAAUUUUGUUGAGUCGUUUAAUGAUUGGAUAGAGGAGCAUCGCUACAAGCCUCCCAUUGAAUUGUUGGAAGGGUUAAGAAUACAACAUGCAGAAAUGUUGUGUACAUGGAAAGAGGUAGCUGAAAGAUUGGAGCAGAAGCUCACUCCAAGUGUCCAUCUAAAGGUAAAUGAAUUGCUCAAGAAAGGUCAACUAGCACAUGUAACCAGGGUUGGUCAAGAGGAAUUUCAGGUGGAUUAUGACAAGAAAAGGUGUAUUGUUAAAUUAAAUGAGUGGUAUUGCAUUUGUGGCCAAUGGAAAGUGAGAGGAAUACCUUGUAUUCACGCGGGUGCUUGUAUAAACAAAAUGAGGGUCAACAUAGAAGAUUAUUGCUCGACAUACUUCACCAUUGAAAUGUGGAGGAAGAUUCUGCAUGGUGUUAUUCAUCCCAUACCUGAUGAAUCUAUGUGGCCACAGUUUGAUGAUGAAAAUUUAUUGCCACCUAUCAUUAAGGCGAAAGUACCAAGCAUUAGAGAUUCACAACAACCGUUUCAACGAGUGUUGAUUAUUCACGAAUCUAGUCCGGAGUCGUGCUCAAAAUCAUCGGAUUCUAGUGUGCCACCAACACCUCCAGCAAACACAACAAUGACUCAAUCAGAUAAUGAGGUACAUAAUGAAGAAAAGUCAGUGACAUGUUCUUUGAAACAAUCAGAAUCACAUAUCGAAAAGACUCCUCAAUUGAAGCCUAUAUUAGAGGAGAAUGAACAUUUUGAGUGCAAGAUAGGGGUAAAAAGUAAGAUGGAUGAUGUCACAAAACUUAUCAAUGAUGAAGCCGACUGUGAUAGAGAAUCAGAGAUGUGGUUUGUUGUUAAUGAGGUACCGAUCUGA